Messenger RNA from Echinococcus granulosus, 1965 nucleotides. RefSeq names its product ATP-dependent Clp protease ATP-binding subunit clpX-like protein. Gene Ontology annotation, cellular component: mitochondrial matrix. The coding region runs from base 1 to 1965 and encodes 654 amino acids. Gene Ontology annotation, molecular function: ATP binding; ATP hydrolysis activity. Gene Ontology annotation, biological process: proteolysis; protein catabolic process. The record is from RefSeq and is a predicted model, not a curated record. The transcript has 11 exons. Lineage: Eukaryota; Metazoa; Platyhelminthes; Cestoda; Cyclophyllidea; Taeniidae.
AUGUAUAGGACCCUGAGAAUUGCGAGUGUGGGCCCUGUGUUCAAAAAGUGCGGCAAGAAUGCUAACUCGGGGACUACAGAAGGACCUUUAAAUGGUCCUCCCACGACCGACAGCGAUACUUUCUCGGCCUCGGCAACUUCGGGUAUUGGCAGUGAUGGUGGGAGAGAAAGUGGUCCCGGUGAUGGUUUGAUCAUCACCUGUAGCAAGUGCGGUGCCCCCUUGCACCCUAUCGAACCAUCAACCUCUCACAUCUCUCGUUUCAUGAAGUGUGGUUCCUGCCAGCAGCUAUAUACUUUCAUCGACAAAACUGUCCUCAAAUCCUUUGUGAAACUUGAUGCCAAUGCAUCGAAUCCACCACCUUCUCCCAAACAGAUUCAUAGCUAUCUUGAUCGCUACGUCGUGGGCCAGGACCACGCCAAAAAGGUUCUCUCGGUGCAAGUCUACUCGCAUUAUAAUCGCAUUCACCACAAUCGUCUCAAUUGCGAAGGUGAUCUCACCGGUUCAGCGACCCUCGAACAAGGCGCGUACUCGAACUCAAAUCCAGCUGUCACCGACGCCAUUGUACGGCCGAUCAGUCCUGCAUUUACCUCCUUCCCCUUUCAUUCUGGCAAACCAGUCGGUCGGAGAAUUGAUGCCUCUGGCCCUUCUGUUACUGAACUCUUUCAUCUGCUUUCCGACGCGGGUUCUCGACCGGGAUCCACCAACAACAUUCGGCCUGCGGAUACAGGCGAUCCAACCCACCAGGCGCCUGAAACAAUUGCCGGCUCUCGACGCAUUUAUGAGUCUCAUAAGAGUGAACCUGUAAGGCUGGAGAAAAGUAACAUCAUUCUUCUCGGGCCCACUGGAUCUGGCAAGUCAUGGAAGACACUGUUGGCGCAGACGCUGGCGCAGUGUCUGGACGUGCCGUUUGCCAUCUGCGACUGCACCACUUUGACGCAGGCGGGCUACGUGGGAGAGGACAUUGAGUCGGUGAUAGCUAAGCUCCUACAAAAUGCCAACUUCAACGUGGAGCGCGCUCAGCAGGGCAUCGUCUUCCUUGACGAGGUCGACAAAAUCUCCAGUCGUGCUGGCCUUCUCCACUCUAUUCGCGAUGUGGGCGGCGAAGGCGUUCAGCAGGGUAUGUUGAAGAUGCUGGAGGGGUCAUUAGUGAGUGUACCCGACGGCAAGGGUGCACGAAAGAUACGCGGCGAGUCGGUGCUGGUGGACACCACCAACAUCCUUUUCAUUGCAUCGGGCGCCUUCACUGGCCUCGACAAACUUGUGGCUCGACGCAAAAGCAAGCAGCGGAUCGGUUUUGGUGAUGUGGAAGAGGAGCAGACUUUGACACCGACAUUCUCUGCCGAUAGUAUCGGUGCGGGCGCUGGGACGGUGGUGGAGGAUGGUGAUGAGGAGAUGCUGGAGACGGACCGCCUAUUGGCUCAGGUGGAGGCGCGUGAUCUCAUUGAAUUCGGUAUCAUCCCCGAAUUCGUCGGCCGCUUCCCAAUCAUCACUGCCUUCCACGCGCUCAGCGAGCACAUGCUCACUCGCAUCCUCACCGAGCCACGCAACGCCCUACUCCUCCAAUACAAACUCUUAUUCCAAAUUGACAAGUGUACCCUAACCGUCACCGAAGAUGCGUUGCGGGCCAUCGCACGCCAGGCCAUGAUGAUGAAAACAGGAGCCCGUGGCCUUCGUGCCAUUAUGGAGAAGGUGCUACUGCAGCCGCGAUACGACGUGCCUGGCUCUGGUAUCUCUGAGGUGAUAAUCGACGAAGACGUGAUAUUAGGUCGAACGGAGCCCACCUAUGUAUAUGCGGACACCCAGGGCAGCUGCGGGGUGAGGGGAGAGGAAGGUGCCGGCGAUGAUGAUGCAGAGGAAGCUACAGCAGAAGCGACAUCGGCCACCACUGCAGGGUCUACCUCAGCUUCAGUUUCGUGCUGUCUAAGUGAUUCUGCACAAUACCAUACUCUCUCUCCCGCUCUCUGA